GCCAAAGCUUAAAACAGGAAGUCUUUUCUGAACUGCUGAACUGUUAUUCUGUUUCAUACACUCACCGAGGGAAGGAAUUACACUAACAAUGAAUAACACAACUUGUCAACGUGUCAGCCUUGAAUUUACAGACAGAUUCCUGCCUCCUGUUUUCAUCUUAGUAUUCAUCGUUGGCCUGGUGGCUAAUGGAUGGGGACUGAAGUCUUUGCUGCACAACUGGAAGAAACUGGGGGACAUCAACGUUUUUGUUCUGAACCUUGGUCUUGCAGAUAUUUUGUAUCUGCUCACACUCCCAUUUCUGAUGGUGUACUAUUUUAUGGAGAAGAUUUGGAUCUUCGGAGACACAUUCUGCAAAAUCACAAGAUUCUGCUUCAACCUGAAUUUAUAUGGCAGCAUUGGAUUCCUUACUUGUAUAAGUGUGUACAGGUACCUGGCCAUUGUCCAUCCAAUGAGAGUGAGGGGAAGAUUAACUGUCAUCCACUCUGUGGCUAUUUCAGUGAUGGUUUGGCUGUUGGUGAGUGUUCAAAGUCUUCCGGACAUGUUCUACACCAAGACAUCUGAAAACAAGACUGCAUGCUACGAUACCACCAAUAAUAUAUACGUUGAGGAUUACCUGAAAUACAGCUUCGGAUGGACACUCACUGGGUUUUGUCUCCCAUUCCUCAUCACACUGGGCUGCUAUGGACAUGUGAUUGUCAUUCUCUGCCGCCAAAAUACCACUGACAAGAUAAGUCGUGGACUUGUGUGUCUGAACAGUGCUCUCAACCCUCUGGUUUAUCUUCAUGCAAAUGAAGAUAUUCAUUCUCAGCUCAGACAGCUGCUCCAGCGAGCUCGUCAAGCUGUCUCGCGGCUGUCCAGCACCCCUACUCAGUUUUCCCAGUAAGUUGUCUGCU
Molecule: messenger RNA, 893 nt
Organism: Thunnus maccoyii (southern bluefin tuna)
Lineage: Eukaryota; Metazoa; Chordata; Actinopteri; Scombriformes; Scombridae
Product: P2Y purinoceptor 1-like
Exons: 2
Coding region: 89-883 (264 amino acids)
Biological process (GO): G protein-coupled receptor signaling pathway
Cellular component (GO): membrane
Molecular function (GO): neuropeptide receptor activity
Source: RefSeq, a predicted model, not a curated record